CCUUCACCAGCGCCAUCGGCCCUCGCUGCAGGGCGGGACUUGCCCGCCAGGGCUUAUAUCCUCGAGCUGCCGGCCGGAUAGGCGUUGGCCAUCUCUUCCGACUCUAGCAAUCCGAUCGUGGCCAAGGACAGGGACUCUGUACUGGCCAAGAGACCUGCUGCAUCAGAUCAGCGCUCCAUCCAGCAUCGCAUCUCCCCGAUCCACCCCUCGUAAAUGAAGUUCCUCGCGCUCGCCGUGUCGCUGGCGCUCGUCCUGCCGAACUUUGUCGCCGCCCUCUAUUCCCUCCGCGACCCGGUUCUCCAGUUGAAUCAAGGCAACUUCAAGUCCGAGGUUCUUGAGUCUGAGCAUGUCGUUAUUGUCGAGUUUUAUGCCCCAUGGUGUGGACACUGCAAGAAUCUGGCUCCCGAGUACAAAAAGGCCGGCGAGAAACUGAAGGGUCUCGCCAAGGUCGCAGCCGUUGACUGUGACCAGCACAAGGGUCUCUGUGGCCAAUAUGGCAUCCAGGGCUUCCCGACGAUCAAGGUUUUUGGAGCCAACAAGAAAGCGCCCCUCGACUACCAGGGACAGCGAACUGCCGGCCCGAUCGUUGAUUAUGUCGUCGGAAAGAUUCCCUCCUUUGUCGAAAAGAUUGGCUCUGGCGACAAGCAGAAAUCAUACGAGUCGUUUAUCGAGGAGAACGCCGAUAUGCCCAAAGUUAUCCUGGCCUCAAAGAAGGCCGCCACGCCACCACUCUUCAAGGCCCUCUCUGUCGAGUACCACCACCGCCUGAGCUUUGGCGAGAUCCGCUCGACAGAGUCUGAGAUUCUCGCCAACCUUGACGUCACCACAUUCCCUUCAGUUUUGCUGUUUGCCGCCAACGAGCAAACGCCUGUGGUUUACGAAGGUCCCAUGAAACACGCCGCACUCUCCGAGUUCUUUGAAAAGUAUGCGCUGCCGCCCAAGAAGAAGCCAGCCAAGAAGCCCCAGGGCUCGUCUUCCUCCAAGAAAAAGCCCACCGCCACCCCAACACCCGAACCUGUCGCCAAAUUUGAUCCCACCAUCAAGGAGAUCAAGUCGCAGGAGGACCUUGUGGAGGUAUGCCCUCCCGAUGCUGGCACCUGUAUCAUCAGCUUCUUUGUUCUCGAACCCGAGUAUGAAGAGAGCGUCGCCCAGCACAAGGGCCAUCUGGACACAAUCGUUGCCGUAAAGAAGCACCACCACGUCAAGAACCUCCCGGCCAGCUUCGGAUGGGUCAAUGUUGCGGAGCACGGCAAGAAGCUGAUGUCUGAUUUUGACGUGAGCGACAUGCUGCCUGGACUUUUGGCCAUCAACCGACGACACAACGUCUACCAGAACUUCCGAGGAGCCUUUGAAGAGGCUGCGGUCGUGCGUUUCCUGGAGGACAUGCGAAUUGGCCGCGGACGGCUUUCCAAGUUCUCUUUUGAGCUCCAGCUGGACAAGCAGCGGGAGAAGACUGAGCUGUGAUAGGCCAUCAAGCCUCCGCUUGCGUGCGAUGACAUACUCACAGCAAGUGCAAGCUCGGCAGACACUGCACAAAUGUCCUAUCGUGGCUUGGCUUGACAUGGAUUAGC
Messenger RNA from Polychytrium aggregatum, 1571 nucleotides. RefSeq lists its product as uncharacterized. NCBI's taxonomy places the organism in Eukaryota, Fungi, Chytridiomycota, Chytridiomycetes, Polychytriales. Gene Ontology annotation, biological process: response to endoplasmic reticulum stress. The transcript has 10 exons. The coding region runs from base 214 to 1464 and encodes 416 amino acids. Gene Ontology annotation, cellular component: endoplasmic reticulum lumen. The record is from RefSeq and is a predicted model, not a curated record. Gene Ontology annotation, molecular function: protein disulfide isomerase activity; protein-disulfide reductase activity.